AAGUUCAUAACUACACCGCCAAUGUAUACCUUUGUAUAUAUCUUUGCCUGUCUCUUACAAGCUUUUCAGUCAUAAUCCUCCGAUAUCAGUUUCUUUUUAUUCCUAUGGAAUUCCAUGGCAGAAAAACUGGUCAUUGCUACAUGGAUAACGAAAGCAAUCCAUUGCAAUCUCCUUCUCGGCUUUCGAUUCGAACUCACCUUGAUAUGUAUGACCAAGAUCCCCAGUUCAGCCCCGGAAGACCACCGAGCCCUCGAUCAAGUGCCUCUGCUUUGCAGUUGAUGUUGCCACCUGGUAGUCCUGAAACACCAUGGACACUCUCUCCUCUUCAAACGCCGUCCCCUGCUCUCCUCUACCAUUGCGUUGCUUCUCUUCAUCGACAAGACGGAAAUAUCCACUCGAUUGCAAUCUCGAAAGGGUUGGUUUUCACUGUCUCUGAUAGCAAACGUAUCCGAGUAUGGAGGCAGCCUGAAUGCAUCGAGCGGGGUUGUAUCAAGACAAGUUCCGGUGAAAUCCGGGCCAUUUUAGCUUACGGUAACAAGCUUUUCACCGCGCAUAGAGACUGCAAGAUCAGGAUUUGGAACUACACCGUUUCCGAUAGUUUCGGGUACAAAAAGAUCUCAACACUCCCGAAGAGAAGCUCGUUUCUUUUGUUCCCUAAGACAAGCAGCCAACAACAUAAAGAUUGUGUUUCUUGCAUGGCUUAUUACCACGCCGAAGGGCUGUUGUACACUGGUUCAUAUGAUAGAACAGUUAAGGCAUGGCGGCUCGUAGAUAACAAAUGUGUGGACUCAUUUGUGGUUCAUGAAAGCAAAGUUAAUGCCAUAGUGGUUAACCAAGAUGAUGGGUGCGUUUUCACUUGUUCAUCUGAUGGAUCAGUGAAGAUAUGGAGAAGGUUAUAUAGAGAAAAUUCCCACACUUUAACCAUGACACUCCGGUUCCAACAAUCACCCGUUAAUGCCAUGGCAAUAAGCUCGACAUUUAGCAAUUGUUUUCUCUAUUCAGGUUCAUCCGAUGGCACUGUAAACUUUUGGGAGAAAGAAAAAACAUCCGGUAGGUUCAAUCAUGGCGGGUUCUUACAGGGUCAUCGGUUUUCGGUUCUUUGUUUAGUGGCUAUUGAGAAGUUGAUAUUCAGUGGCUCGGAAGAUACGACGAUCAGGGUGUGGAGAAGAGAGGAAGGGAGUUGUUUUCAUGAAUGUUUGGCAGUGCUUGAUGGACAUCGAGGGCCUGUUAAAUGCUUGGCUGCUUGUUUACAAAUGGAGAAAAUUGUGAUGGGGUUUUUGGUUUACAGUGCUAGUUUGGAUCAAACUUUCAAGGUUUGGAGGGUCAAAGUCAUGCCUGAAGAGCAAACUUGUUUCGAUUUUGCAGAUCGUAAUGAUUCGAAGACGAAGACGAAGACGGAAUAUGAGAUGAGUCCCGUGUUGUCUCCUUCGUGGGUUGAGAAGAAGCUUCGAGGUAAUCUUUUCCAGUAAAUUUAAGACAAUAUUUAUGUUGGUAGUUCAGUUUGGUUGUUCUUACGUUAGUUCUUUUGUAAUGCUUAGAUUUCAACUUAGAUAAGCCUUGGAAUCAGUAUUAAGGCAAUCGUUUUCAGGGGGUCAUCUCACUAAAUUAGCUGUUUUCGUAUUUUUUCAUGUAUUUGAAGGAUCUUACUCCAUACUAUUGUCGGAACAUUCGACGAUUAUAGAUGUCAAG
This is a messenger RNA of Gossypium raimondii (Peruvian cotton), 1689 nucleotides long. Its product is annotated as protein JINGUBANG. Lineage: Eukaryota; Viridiplantae; Streptophyta; Magnoliopsida; Malvales; Malvaceae. The record is from RefSeq and is a predicted model, not a curated record. Gene Ontology annotation, molecular function: protein binding. The coding region runs from base 105 to 1469 and encodes 454 amino acids. The transcript has a single exon.